GACGUUUGGUGGGGAGCAUAAAAGCAACAACAACAAGGAGAAGAAGAAGAAAAAAUACACAUAUUUUUUAUUAACAGACAUUAUUUUUUAACGCCAAAUAAAAGUGAAUCAGAGAACUUGAUUAGUCGAGCACAGCAACUUCAAUUUGAAACAUUUCAAUGAAAGAAACCCACAAAUAACCAAGAAAAAUAAUUUUAACAAAAAAUUGUAUAAAUUGUGUGCGUGGUAAAGAAGCAAAAUAUUAAAAUAAAUUGCAAAAAAAGAAGAAAAGAAAUUAAAACCAAGUUGUGAAAGAGUUUUACAGUUUUUUUUUCAUUAAAUUCGCGGAAAUAUUGAGGGAAAAGAAUUUGGAGCAGCAAAUUCAUUUACGGCAACAUAAAAAACAAGAUUUGCGUUUGUGAAAAAAUAGAAAUAAGCUAAAAAGGAAAAAUUGUGAUUAUUAUACAUAAAUUUUAAUUUGAAAAAGCAAAAAAAAAAGUUUAAAUAAUUUGUGUUUAUUUUUAUAAAAAAACAGAAGUCUUGUUAAUUCAACUGCAGCCAUGGAAGAUUUAGAUGCUUUACUUGCCGAUUUGCAAAAUAGUGUGCCUGGUCAUCAACCUCAACAUCAGCAGCAGCCUCACUAUGCUACCACACAAACAGUGACAUCGGUUCAACAACAACGUCAAGUACCACAGCCACAACAUCAUCAACAACAGCAGCAGCAGCACAAUUAUAUAGAAUCUUCAUCUGGCUAUGGAAGUCUUCGCGGCAAAGCUCCUCCACCAACACAGCCUAUUUAUCAAGAACAUUAUUCUGAAACACGCACAUCGGUAUCACCCUCUGCUGGCCAACCUCAUCAUUUGGGCGGUUAUAAUGGCAUUGGCAAUAGCAAUUCUUCUAGUCAUUAUCAAAAUCAAGGAGCCAUACCUCGUCAACAGUACAAUGGUACAAAUGUUGGCGGUAUGGGUCCCACAUCCGCCUCAUUACAUCAGCAGCAGUUGAAUACGGCUAGUAAUUUAUCGGAAUUGGAUUCAUUGUUGCAAGAUUUGAGCAGUGCCCGAUACAAUGGCAAUGGUUAUGAUAGAAAAGACACGUCAGGUCCAUCCGGUUUUCAUAGUACGCCAUCAUCUAAAUACAAUACUUAUAAUAGUUAUGCUUCCGUAGAAGAACGUCCAACUGUAGAUAGUUUAUUAAAUGAAAUGGAUAAUGCCUCUUUAUAUGCUGUACCCAAUGGAGCACGCACUAAAUCACCAACACCUGGCCGUCAUGUUACCAUUACUGUACGUGAAACUAAAACUGAAAAUCUUGCUGGACCCGAAGGACCAGUGAGACAAAUGGAAGAGAAAGUUGUUAAACAAAAGGAUUCCUUUACACCAAAUAAUGCUGCCCAUCAAGCUUAUGCUUCAUCGGCAACUAAAGAAUUGGAUGAUUUAAUGGCUUCACUUUCAGAUCUUAAGGUGAACAACGGUUCGAAUCAUUAUCAUCAAACGAUAACUGAUUACGCUAAACCCAAUAAGGGCACUUCACACUUGACUCAGACCAUAACUGAGACUACAACUUCUACCCUUGUAGAAGAUAAUCAACCGGAUCAAUUGGAUUCUAUGCUCGGUAGUUUACAAGCCAAUAUGAAUCGUCAAGGUGUCAACACUGUACAAAAGGGUUGCUGCAAUGCCUGCGAAAAACCCAUUGUUGGACAAGUCAUCACUGCUUUGGGCAAAACCUGGCAUCCAGAGCACUUUACUUGCAAUCACUGCAACCAAGAAUUGGGCACACGCAACUUCUUUGAACGCGAUGGUUUCCCCUACUGUGAACCCGAUUAUCACAAUCUCUUCAGUCCUCGCUGUGCCUACUGCAAUGGUGCCAUUUUGGAUAAAUGUGUAACUGCUUUGGACAAGACCUGGCAUACAGAACAUUUCUUCUGUGCCCAAUGUGGCCAACAAUUCGGUGAAGAUGGCUUCCAUGAACGUGAUGGCAAACCCUAUUGCCGCAACGAUUACUUUGAAAUGUUUGCACCCAAGUGCAAUGGCUGCAAUCGUGCCAUUAUGGAAAAUUACAUUUCUGCCUUGAACUCUCAAUGGCAUCCCGAUUGCUUUGUCUGCAGGGAUUGCCGACAACCCUUCCAUGGUGGUUCAUUCUUCGAUCAUGAAGGUUUGCCCUACUGUGAAACUCACUAUCAUGCCAAACGUGGUUCAUUGUGUGCUGGCUGUUCGAAACCCAUAACGGGUCGCUGUAUUACAGCCAUGUUUAAGAAAUUCCAUCCGGAACAUUUUGUUUGUGCCUUCUGUUUGAAACAAUUGAAUAAGGGUACAUUCAAGGAACAAAACGAUAAACCCUACUGCCACACUUGCUUCGAAAAGAUUUUUGGUUAAAAAAAAAAAACUAAGCGGAAAAAUGUCUGUUACAUGUCUGCAAAGUAAAAAAAAAAACAAAUCUAAAUAAAAUGAAAUUUUAAUUAAGAGAUGUGUUAAAUUAAAAAAAUCUAUAUAUUUAUGUUACUACGAUUACUGCAAUAAACAGGCACAAUAAUGUUAAGAUUUUUGUAUAAUUUAUAUUAUAUUUAAAUUCUUUAACAACUACAACAACAGCAACAAAAUGCACUAAAGUGUAUUAAUUUAUUUUCUUUUUUUUUAGAUUAUUAAGUUUA
Lucilia cuprina (Australian sheep blowfly) is the source of this 2623-nucleotide messenger RNA. It is a transcript of the gene Pax, whose product is annotated as leupaxin. Gene Ontology annotation, cellular component: adherens junction; stress fiber; filamentous actin. The record is from RefSeq and is a predicted model, not a curated record. Gene Ontology annotation, molecular function: actin binding; muscle alpha-actinin binding. Gene Ontology annotation, biological process: actin cytoskeleton organization; muscle structure development. Lineage: Eukaryota; Metazoa; Arthropoda; Insecta; Diptera; Calliphoridae. The transcript has 9 exons. The coding region runs from base 540 to 2348 and encodes 602 amino acids.